Messenger RNA from Macrosiphum euphorbiae (potato aphid), 1311 nucleotides. NCBI's taxonomy places the organism in Eukaryota, Metazoa, Arthropoda, Insecta, Hemiptera, Aphididae. The record is from the annotation of a GenBank genome assembly.
AUGGCGGAAGACGGGAUGGAAGUCAGAGGGUCGUCAUUCUUGGGACAUAUCGUGGUUGCCAAGACGAUUGCCAUGUUCGUCCUGGGCGUCGGUUCGUUCGUUCUGGGUGUGUUACCCAUGAAAUUCAUUACCAAAAAAUGGUGGUACCCGAACGGUGAACCACCGCGACAAACCGGCGGCCACUCGCACCCCGGGGACUCAGCCACCGAUUUUUCACCACUAGUCUCACGGCUGUUGUGCUUCGGUGGCGGCGUGUUGCUAUUCACCACUCUCUUACACCUGCAACCAGAAGUCCGGGAAGCUGUCACACAGUUACAACACGACGGUCAGCUAUUUGAUUUCCACGGUUUUGAGAACCUGGGAGACCUAAUUUUCUGCUCCGGGUUCUUUCUUGUAUUUAUUAUCGACCAAGUAGUGCACACCGUGCUGGACAGCUGGUACGAGGACAAUGAACCUAGCGAAGAGGUACUGCAUCGAUCGAUGAGCCUGAGGCGGCGUACUCCAUCGUCGAGACCACCCACUUUGCAGACACCUACUGAACCACCGGCCACUUCCGUUGUCAAGGAACAUAUGAACGAGUCAAGUGAGGAACGGUACCGACCAAUUUUCCAGGAAAUUCCACCUCCCAGCAGGUCAGGGGAAGAACGACGGCAGGUGAUGUGUGACGGUGCUGAUGCUGAAAGACAGGCUUCGAGGAACGUGAGAAGACCAGCUGGACAGUCGUUUCGAGGCCUGUUUGCCGUUAUGGCCCUAUCGUUUCACGAGGUGUUUGAAGGCAUGGCCAUUGGGUUGGAAGAGCGCGUCGACCACACGUGGUAUCUGUUCUUUGCCGUGGCCACACACAAACUAAUCAUCGCCUUUUGCAUCGGCUUGGAACUGGCCUGGUUGGAGACCAAGAGGGCCAUUAUCAUCACUUACGUAGCCACGUUUGCUUUUGUCACGCCAGUGGGCAUCGCUAUUGGCAUGUUACUAGUACACUUCGGCGAUGAUGGAACUAUGGAUGGGUCUCCCGGAGUGUUGGCUGUCGUUCUCCAGGGGCUGGCCGCCGGCACUCUCUUGUAUGUCGUGUUCUUCGAGGUGCUCGCCCGACACAAACAGUCGGGAUUCUCGAACCUCAUGGCCAUAAUCCUUGGAUUUUGCGUUAUGCUGGUGCUGCAGAUGAUAAGUCAUAACCACAGUCAUAACCACAGCCAUAGCCAUAGCCACGGCACAGAUGACAACUUUCAGCAUUUUGAUCAUGGACAUGUAUUACAUGAACACGCACAUCACGACCACCAUGAUUCACAUGAUGGCCACGAUCAUGAUCAUUAA